Molecule: messenger RNA, 1361 nt
Organism: Closterium sp. NIES-67
Lineage: Eukaryota; Viridiplantae; Streptophyta; Zygnematophyceae; Desmidiales; Closteriaceae
Source: the annotation of a GenBank genome assembly
UGGGCUCUCCCCUUUGUACGCUAACUCCAUGCUAGCAUUCUCUCAUCGUGAGACCGCCAUUUCCGCCGCUAUGGCCGCCGCUAUUAACGCUUCGCUCGCUGCGAUCCCCGCAAUCUCCUCUGCUUCCGUGUCCCUCUCGUCGUCUGCCACGUGGCAAAACCGCGUCGGUCCUUCGUCAGCGUUUAUCGCUAGCGGGCAGCCACUUCAUUCGUCGCUCUCCUCCCGUCGCAUUCCCGUAGGGCCUGCGACAAAUGCAGGCGCGUGCGACCGCCGUGCGACGGCCGUUCGCGUCGUCGCCUCAGCCGUGAGCGACAAGCCUGCGACAGCUGCGACUCCUGGUGGCGCGGGAGUUAAUAAGUCGUACAACGUCGUUGUAACAGGAUCAACGAAAGGCAUCGGCCUGGCGUUGGCGCGUGAGUUCUUGAAGGCAGGAGACCGAGUAGUGGUGUGCUCGCGAUCGGGAGAGAGAGUGGAUGACGUGGUUGCUGGUCUGCAGAAGGAGUUCGGCAAAGAGAAAGUAGUGGGCACAGCAUGUGAUGUGUCUAGAGGGGAAGACGUGAAGGCCCUGGCUGAGUUCGCUGUCAAAUCCCUCGGCUCUGUGGACGUGUGGAUCAACAAUGCGGGCUCUAAUGCGUAUGAGUACACCCCCCUGGUGGAGUCGGGCGAUGAAGCCAUUGAGGAGAUUGUGCGCACCAACGUCCUUGGUGUGAUGCUGUGCUGCCGCCAGGCCAUGCGCCUCAUGAGGGACCAACCUGGAGGGGGGCAUAUCUUCAACAUGGACGGUGCUGGCGCUGACGGCAAUGCCACUCCCCGCUUUGCGGCAUACGGUGCCACCAAGCGCAGCCUGGCGCAGUUCACCAAGUCGCUGCAGGCUGAAUUGAAGAUGCUCAAAGUGCCCAACGUCGUCGUGCACAAUCUCUCACCGGGCAUGGUGACCACAGACCUGCUGAUGGCAGGCGCCAACACUCCCCAGGCCAAGUUCUUCAUCAACGCCCUGGCAGAACCCGCAGAGGAGGUCGCUCAGUUCCUCGUUCCUCGAGUGCGUGAAGUGCCUGCCAGCGGCGCCAACACCUCAACCUACAUCAGAUUCCUCACCAAGCCUAAGGCCUUCUCACAAAUAUUCCAGCGCGCUCUCUUUGGACAGAGGAAGAACCGUUACGUGCAAGAAGACUAGUGCAACUAGUAUGGAUGGUAUUACACUCCAACAGGGCAUAUACGGUUGUCUGGAGUAAUUAUGUUUUAUGCUAGAAGGUUGAUGCAAUCAUUUUAAACAUUGAUAAAAAAAACACCGUAUUUGCACGCCAUUUUUCAUCAUUUUGAACAUUGCGAAAAAAAAGUGUACUUGAUAUACAUGAAUGGAA